AUGUUCUCCAUGCAACGAUCCCUCUCUUCGCCUGUCCUGCACGCCUCCGAGCCUGCCCCCAUUCCUCCUACGAGGUCGUCAACUCCUCCCUCUCCAGAACGUCAUGUCGAGUCCUCCCUGCCUCGACGAGUACACACGAGCAGCCCCUCACAUUCCGACGUGUCCCCAGACACUCCUCGCGACGGCGAAAUGCCACCCCCCUCACGCCAUAGUGAGGACCUGCCGCGUCCCGCCAGCGCGAUCCAGACCACGAGUCCGAUUCUCAGAAAAGCCAUUGUCGCCCAGCCGACUCCUCCCCCUCCACCUCCCGCCUCGAGUGCUCCGGACUUGACUACCAACAGCGCAAGCCGAGAUGAACCCAAGAGACUCCCCUCCGCCCUGAGGGCGCCUGUCAAGAUACCCCAGCCCCUCAUCACCGACGCCUCCCUCUACACAAACUCGUACCUGGCUCCAGUUGACGCGGCAGAAAGCACUUCACUAGACGAACUCGCCCAUUUGGUCCGAUUAUCAAAGUACCAGGAGCGCAAGCGCGCCAACACAAGAAUCCGUCUACAACGCACCUUGGUUUCCACGGCCCUGUCUGCCCGGCUUACUCGCUGCGGCGAGAUCACCCAGAGGAACCUGGCCGAGUGCUUCCGCACCGACGACAAGAAGACCUUUGCGGCCCUCUACGGCGCAAUAUCGGAUGUUCGCAAGAGCUGCGACGAAGUCAGGAGGUACGCUCUCCUCGAGCCCGAGGUUGAGCUGCUCCAGUCCCCAGGAAUGGUGUCAUCCGAAAGUUUGGAGACACCCACAGGCUCCGUGGUCGCUGCCGGCCCCAUGGCUGGCUCGACUGUACCCUUCCUCCACGACAUCUCGGCCGAUGCCAGGGAGACGUUUCUUAGCUUCUUGUCCAAGAUAAGGAAUGACCCGGACUACCUGGCCACCCGGAUAUGCUCGCUCUCGAACUCGGAGCGUGCCGCCAUCACCAACUUCCACUCCGGCCUGGAUCCGGUCGAGUCCGUCCUGCCACUGUACAAUAAGCCCCAUGUGCGCGGCCCUGGCACCUCCUCCAACAGGCACUUGUCUAACAACCCAAGCCCAGUUGAGAGGUUGCUAUCCUUCCAGAGACACGAUGCCCUGUCUGCGCUCAUCUACACGUGCUUUGCUAAUUCCGCAGGUCCCGACAGCGCUGAGGACAAGCGUCGGACCGACGUGUGGGCCAACGCGUGCGCACGCCUCAUUUCAAAAUCCGCCACGGAAUCCAAGUCUGGGAACGAGAACGUCCCGAUCGAGCCCGUCUUGAUCCAUGUUCUCAAUGUUUGGUCAAACAUGCGCGACUGGGCUGGCCGUUCAAACAUGGAAUGGUAUCUAAUGAAGAUACUCGAGGACGGAGCUUUCCUUUUGGAUCGCGCCGAGGACCAGCAUGGCACCAGGUUCAACAUUUCGGACUGGACAUCCAAGGACCAAAUUGCUGCCGACGAGUUCUAUGAUCGUGCUACUGAUGAGCUUUUCGAUAUCUUGGAUGACGAGGAUGCUACCGGCCUCCCAGAGGGCCUCCUCGAGAUAGGAAAUCAAAUACUCAGACGUUUGGACCACAAGUACGUCGACAGCACCCGGAAAUGGUUUGUCUACAAGUGGUUGUUCUCGGUCUGGCUGCUUGGUGUCGUCGUUCACCCCGAAAGCCAUGGUAUGAUGACAGACUACCACAUUACCGAGUAUGGCAGGCAGAAGAUUCUGAAACAAGUCGCCAUGAGAGCCUCCAGUGUUGUGGUUGACAUGCUUUGGAAGACCGGCCCAGUCUCGACACCGCCCAAGGUCAAGGCCCACGUGGAGAACAUCCUUGGUCGCUUCAAGAACUCCCGCUAUAAGCCCCGCCCCAGGCUUCUCAAGGCCAGAUCCAUCACAUCGUUGCGAGAAACUGCCGAGGUGCAUCCAUAUUUGGUUGUGAGUCCUGCGGAUUUGGUCACACUGGUUAACGCGCUCUUCCCCGAGAAGAGGCCGAUGUCGUCCGCCUCUGUCCGCUCGGGUGCUCCCUCCAUAUCCGGCAUGUCGACCAUCUCCCAGCCCAUGUCGAUGGCCACGUCGAGAAGCAACAACUUUGAGACAGCUUCUAUCAUCAGCACAAGUGUGUCUUCUGUCCUGAGUGAUACAAGUACAGCAGCAGAGACAACAAUUGAGCCGCAAGCCACUGGGACAUCUGCCAGAUCCUCCCCGCCACUAGGCGCUCGCUCGAGCCAAGAGUAUAUGAGCAACUAUGAGGACGAUGGGUACCGACUCCGCCUUGCCAUCCAUGAGAUGACCCAGAUUCUUGGAGUAGACACAUGCUGCGGCUCAUGCCACCCAUGCGCCGAGCGAUGGGCCAUCCUCUUCAUCUCCUCGGACGGGAAAUCACUCUCCACACAGAUGACCUACGACCCGGAUGACGAACCCGAAGAGGAGAAUUCCUCAUCCCUCAGCGAGACUGACGAAGAUGACGUGGAUGACGACAGGCCGGAACUUGACAAGGACUAUCAUCAGCUGCGUGACUCAAUCUUGAAGUUGGUCGAGGACUUUGAGAUCCCGCAGACGUCAGAGCAGGAGACUGGAAAGUUCAGCAACAGGACAUCGACGCUGAAGAAGUAUCGCUCCAGGAACAAGAUCAUCACAACGGAGAAAGCAAGGCCUGGGAGCCCCAGCCGGAAUCCAUACCGCCGAAGGGUGACGGGUCAAGAUAGUCCCACUAGGAGCAGCUCGCCUCUCGCCGCAAGCGACAAAGGAAAGGAGGUGGCAAGCAGGGGCCAAGAGUCACCUGAGCCGACACCGAUCCUGGUAGCUAUGCUUCAAGCUGCCGCAUCCCAAGCACGAGCACAGUCAGACUUUGUAGGCUCGCUCUCGUAUUUCAGGACGUUGCAGCAGCUCAAUGCUCUUUCCUCGUCAUCACUCCGUGCAGACGGCUUCGCAACACUGUUGAACAUCUUCAGCCGAGGGCCUCGAGACUCUAUCCGGCGCUCGGCAUCUGCUAUCGAGGAGUACGACGCGUGGCUUGUCUGGCUAAAGCAGUCUCAGGAACGCGCUGAGGGUCUAAUAGACUCUAUGAUGAGGCGUCUGCGAGCGCUGCGUGACAAGAUGUGGUACGUCACUGACGUCCGGAAUUCGGCACCAUAUGAGCAUUCUCGCAACAUUGCUGUCGCCUUGAAGUCGAUGGGCACUCGUCGCAAGCGCAAUAGCUACAGUCGAAGCAGAAGUAUGCCCCGUGGUUCUGCGACUACGUAUAUCUACCGCACUGAAUCUCAAAUCAUCGACCUUUUAGCGGCGAAUGAAGACCAGGGUGGCCCGAACAAGCUGUCAGAUGAUCAGGCAGAGAAAACGUCCCGAUUCCUAGAGGAAUAUGGAAUCGAGAAUUUCUGCCCUGGCGAGGAGCGUAUUCAUCGAUUCUGCUGCGAGGUCAAAGCAUGCAUUGGCAAGCUCGUUGGCGACAACAUCAUGGAUGGGCCGGUGCUCUGGAGCAGCGAAUUGUAUCUCCGGGACAAGAAGUUGCUUGAGGGCCCACCUGUGCGAAGGGAUCCUCCUAUGUCUUCUUUCCAGAAUGACGACGCCAGCAGCAUUAUGAGCGAGUCAGAGAGGCGAUUCACACCGGCAUCGAGUAGAACAGGAUCGCUUGCGAGAGAUUUGAGAGGCAUGGCGUCAGUCGCCAGCUUCGACUCGGCGCGGUACGGGUACUCGCGUGCCAGCACGGCGAUGAGCGACAUCAUGGACUCGGGAGACUAUUUUGGGCAUGCCUCACCCGUCCACACCAUUGAUAGCGCAUCGACAUACUGGUCGCCAUUCCAGUCCAUUACAUCCGCAAGCUCGACCACUUCUCGUGCUCACAGUCCCACCACAAGCAUCACUAAUUUCAGUGGCUCCAUUUACGGCUCACACACUCAAGCAAACCACGGCAUUGGCCGUCCCGGCACGUCAGUGUCCAACAGCGAUACCAUUCAACAGCAGCGGCUGAACGAUGACAAAUCGAGGUUUCUCACUGACCUCCAACAGACUCUCACGAGUUUGUUGCUCAGUGACCUCGGGAAUUUAGUCUUCUCGAGGGGCUCAGAAACAGAUGGCUGGUUCGAAGACCUUGGUCAGGACUGCAUCGACCGGCGCGAUGCCAAUGAGCGAAAAGCCAAGAAGCGACGGUCCAGGCUCCGGGUCAUCGCACGGAAAGAAAGCUUCGGCAAUCUACGAGACGCAAACAACGCUGCAGAUGCUGCGGCUCUGAACCAGAGCACGUCCGAGUCGCAGCCCGUGGCGAGCGGCCAGCCGACCCGUGACAACGAGAGCUCCGCGACUAGCGAUACAUUAUCAUCCAAGAAGUCCUCAAAGUCGAGUAGGGAGAGUUUGCCCGAGUUCCCGUUCACUGGAGCAUAUCAGCGCUUGUUGAGGAUGUUCUGCGUCCACCCUAACCCAUACGCCAAGCUCAAUGCCCUCUUCGAGUUGGAGCACCUCAUUGUUGCAUCUCUGACAUCUGGCAGCCCUCGCCGCAGGCUAGCAUGGCUGCGUUCGGCAGAGCUCGAAGCAGAGAAAUAUAACCAGGGAGGCCAUUGCCGACCAUUCGAGGAGGCCAUUGAUAAUCUUCGAGAACGCAGGUCUUUAACACUUCAAACGCCGGGUCUUGGUGGCAGUCGCAUGCCUGGCGGCAACCUCAAUUCAGAAACUCGGUCUGUCGUCAACACGUCCUCGCCAGCAGCCAACACAGAUGCUAUUGCCACAGUACUGCAGUCGCUCUUUCGUAACGCGGAAAUACGGCCUGCGACCCUGUUCCGUGACCUCCAGUUCAUCGCCAGUUUCGUCCCUGCCAGCAUUCUAGACAAGACAGAUCGCGGCAAGGCAUUCUGGGACUGCGCGAUUGCGGCCCUGGGCCUCAAGCAGGAGGUCUGUAGGACCAUGGUCGAGAUGGCGGAUGAGCUUGUGGGUGUGUACACCAAGACGAGGAGGGGCAAGCCGCCGGCACCGGAGAGCACGGCUAGCUCGUCCAUCAACGGUGAGGAUGAGCCCCGCACACAGAAGCCCUCGCCCAACGCCGAGCAACAGAACUCGCGCACGGCCUCAUCGUGCCCGCCCACGCCGCCACCACCAAGCACGACCUAUCGUCUUGAGGACGCAGCCCGCAUGUGGACCAUCACUGCCAAGGAGGGCGACCCGACGAGCCAGAGGGAGCUGGCGCUCUUCUAUCUGUCCAACCCAGAGCUUGUCGACCGCACCACCCUGCCGCUGUCGAAGCCCCGCGAGGUUUUCAAGCAGGCGGUCAUGGACAAGUACGGCGGUGGGUAUGGGACACGAAUUGGUGCAGGGCAACUCCACCGACCAGGAAGUGCUGGCCAUGGCAUUGGUGCCGAUGGUGGUAAGAGAGAUGUCAGAAGCGACCCUGCACUCAUGUGUGUUGCCAUCCACUGGAUGGAAGCCGCCGAACAGGGUGGUGACGAGCUGGCGAGGACCUUCCUGGGUCAAAAUGACCUCGGACUGUGA
Molecule: messenger RNA, 5466 nt
Organism: Diaporthe amygdali
Lineage: Eukaryota; Fungi; Ascomycota; Sordariomycetes; Diaporthales; Diaporthaceae
Exons: 2
Coding region: 1-5466 (1821 amino acids)
Source: RefSeq, a predicted model, not a curated record